AAAGUAGAAAGAAUAAUAUAUAUUUAUAGGCAGAUUUGGAGAGAGUGAGGGACACCCAUCAGUUCUAUCUAGUUUCUUUGCAGAGGUGCAAAGUCUCUCUGUGUAUGGAGAUCUAGUUUUCCAUUAAACUCACUUUAAUAUAGUUGACAUUCUUUUAAGCAGUUAGUUAACUCAAAGAUUAGAAACAGAGCAAGAACAAUGGGAGAAUGCAGGGUUUUCUGUUUUCUCAUUGUUCUGGUUCUUGCGGUUGUUCAUGGCGUUAAUGGUGAAGACCCAUAUAGGUUCUUCACGUGGAAAGUCACGUACGGCGAUAUCUACCCUCUCGGUGUCAAGCAACAGGGUAUCUUGAUAAAUGGGCAAUUCCCAGGGCCUCAGAUCGAUGCUGUUACAAAUGAAAAUUUGGUUAUCAAUGUGUUCAACUACCUAAGGGAGCCAUUCCUCAUCUCUUGGGAUGGCAUACAGCAGAGAAGGAACUCAUGGCAAGAUGGAGUUUAUGGCACUAACUGUCCAAUCCGACCGGGAAAGAACUUCACUUAUGUUCUCCAAGUGAAGGAUCAGAUCGGUAGCUACUUCUACUACCCAUCAUUUGGAUUUCAGAAAGCUGCUGGAGGGUUCGGUGGCAUCAGAAUCUGGAGCCGUCCAGGGAUUCCAGUUCCCUUCCCUCCUCCUGCUGGGGACUUCACCAUACUGGCUGGGGACUGGUUCAAGAGAGAUCAAUACAUAUGGAGACGACUCUUGGACAGUGGUCGCAAUCUCCCCUUCCCUGAUGGACUUCUCAUCAAUGGUCGUGGGUCGAACGGUUACACGUUUACUGUUGAUCAAGGUAAGACUUAUAGGUUGAGGAUAUCAAAUGUGGGGCUUACGACAUCAAUUAACUUCAGAAUUCAGGGACACAUGAUGAAACUGAUAGAGGUAGAAGGGUCUCACACGCUACAGAACACCUACAGUUCACUUGAUAUCCAUCUUGGCCAGUCAUAUUCUGUCUUGGUCACAGCUGAUCAGCCUGUUCAGGAUUACUACAUUGUAGUUUCUACACGCUUCACCACUCAGGUACUGACAUCAACAGCCAUUCUUCACUACAGCUAUUCACAGAAGGGAGUUUCUGGUCCUGUCCCUAAUGGGCCUACCACUGAGAUUGCUUCGUCCCUCAGCCAGGCCAGAUCUAUACGUUGGAAUCUGACUGCGAGUGGUCCAAGACCUAAUCCCCAAGGCUCCUACCACUAUGGAAUGAUCAAGACUAGCCGCACAAUCAUGCUUGCAAACUCUGCUCCUUAUAUCAACGGCAAGCAGAGAUAUGCAGUAAAUGGCGUCUCAUUUGUUCCGGCAGACACCCCACUGAAGCUUGCUGACUACUUUAAGAUCCCUGGAGUUUUUAGUGUUGGAACCAUUCCUACCACUCCCCCCUGGGGAAAUAAUGCCUACCUCCAGACAUCCGUUAUGGGUGCUAAUUUCCGAGAAUAUGUUGAAAUUGUGUUCCAAAAUUGGGAGGACACUGUGCAGUCAUGGCACAUUGAUGGUUAUUCUUUCUUCGUUGUGGGAAUGGAUGGAGGGCAAUGGACACCUGCAAGUAGAACACGCUACAAUUUGAGAGACACAGUUGCCCGCUCCACUACUCAGGUGUAUCCCAGAGCAUGGACUGCAAUCUACAUGGCUCUGGACAAUGUGGGAAUGUGGAACAUAAGGUCUGAGAACUGGGCCAGACAGUACUUGGGUCAGCAGUUCUAUCUCCGAGUCUACUCCCCUGCAAACUCUUGGAGAGACGAAUUACCAAUCCCGAGGAAUGCCCUGCUAUGUGGAAGGGCGAGAGGCCGGCGUACAAGAUAUUUUUGAAGUGGCUAGACGUAAGUUAUUGUCACGAGAGGGUGGCAUGAUUCUUGGCCUGAAGUAGGUGAUCCUUGCGGUAAAGUAAUAAUGCGCGCAAGAGCUCAACUUGAGCUUUGAGUUGUUAUUUCUAUUGUUCAUAUGUCACGAGAGGGUGGCAUUGUUUGUAGAAUUUGUUCUUUCGCCUCCACUAUCUGUCUGAACAGUACCAUUAUUAUUAGAUUUAUGACCUAAUUAAUCUUCGUAGGAGAUUUGGGGUAUAUUUGUUAA
Messenger RNA from Alnus glutinosa, 2091 nucleotides. Its product is annotated as L-ascorbate oxidase homolog. Gene Ontology annotation, molecular function: oxidoreductase activity; copper ion binding. Bases 199 to 1830 code for a protein of 543 amino acids. The transcript is spliced from 8 exons. NCBI's taxonomy places the organism in Eukaryota, Viridiplantae, Streptophyta, Magnoliopsida, Fagales, Betulaceae. The record is from RefSeq and is a predicted model, not a curated record.